AUGUUAUACUAUUUCCUUAUCUUUUUAACGAUCCUCGGUCUAUCGAACGCAGAUCCCCUGGCAUAUGGAGCAUACCAAUCAGGAUGCGAUGCGUGCUACACAGCAGCUGGCUGUACGUUUGGGACUAUUACCAUGAAUGCUAAAAUGCCUGCGGCUAUUGUCGGUUGUAAUACAGCGCUAGGCACC
Molecule: messenger RNA, 186 nt
Organism: Gamsiella multidivaricata
Lineage: Eukaryota; Fungi; Mortierellomycota; Mortierellomycetes; Mortierellales; Mortierellaceae
Exons: 1
Source: RefSeq, a predicted model, not a curated record